This is a messenger RNA of Pseudophryne corroboree (corroboree frog), 1657 nucleotides long. It is a transcript of the gene ANGPTL5, whose product is annotated as angiopoietin like 5. Lineage: Eukaryota; Metazoa; Chordata; Amphibia; Anura; Myobatrachidae. The record is from RefSeq and is a predicted model, not a curated record. The coding region runs from base 200 to 1369 and encodes 389 amino acids. The transcript is spliced from 8 exons.
CAGUUUGAAAGUUGGUGUCUGCAGUGCAGGUCACUAACAGGGGGGCUGCACUAGGCAGCCCUGAAAAUAACUUUUUAAGAAGACUUCAAGGGCCACAGCACUUUUUAUUUCUUUCUGACAUGCUGUGCUGCAGCUCCAUCACCUCCUUCAGUGGCGCUGCAUACUCUCGAAGCCUGGUUCCCGGGUACUUGCAGCGGGGAUGCAUCGGUUCCUAGACACACCACCGCUGCUGCUCUCCUGGAUCGCGUGGCUGCAUGACAGGGAGGAGGGGAAUGUAUUCGAUGGUGCGGUUUCAGUCAACGUUGUGGGAGAAACAAUGAAAAAUGUGACCUCGUCAGGAAGGAGGAAAACGAUGUCCACUGUAGCGAAGAGUGACGAGAAGUGUUCUCAGAUAUGGAAAGACAUGUCGUUUACAUUUCGAGAGAAAAAAAUCAACGUUUGCAGGAAUCUACAACAGUCGCUUAUAACUUAUGCAAGAAGCACAAAGACAAUGUUGAAGAACAUGAUGGAAGAACACCAGAAAUCUUUGGAAUUUCUGUCCAAUCAGGUGAGUGAAUUAACCAAUAAGGUUCUUCUUUUGAAUGCAGAAGUGAUGAAAAAACAUACAGAUCCUUUUCUUUAUAGACCUAUUCAGACGCAUGGGUUUGACUGCACUGAUAUUAAAGACAAUUUUGAACCAAUUUCAAAAGCUCCAAGUGGAAUAUACAUUAUACAACCAGAAGGAACUGAUUUUUCAUUUCAGGCAUUCUGUGAUAUGGAUUACAGAGGAGGGGGUUGGACCGUCCUUCAAAAGAGAAUUGAUGGAACAAUUGAUUUCCAAAGAACGUGGCUUGAAUACAUGGAAGGAUUUGGAGAACUUUCAGGUGAGUUCUGGCUGGGCCUCAGGAAAACAUUCUGCAUUCUAAAUCAGAAGAACACCAGCUUCAUGCUGAACAUUGCCUUAGAAGCUGAGGAUGGCACGUUAGCAUAUGCAACAUAUGAUAACUUUUGGAUUGAAGAUGAAAAGACUGCCUUUAUAAUGCAUGUUGGACGCUAUUUUGGAACUGCAGGUGAUGCUAUACGAGGUUACAAGAAAGAAGACAACCAGAAUGCAAUGCCCUUCAGCACGUAUGAUGUAGACAACGAUAAUUGCUAUCCUUCAUGCACCUUCAGCGGAGCCAAAGUGACCAGCUGCAGUCAGCACAACAACAGGAGCGGCUGGUGGUUCAGCCAGUGCGGUUUAGCCAACUUGAACGGUUUCCACCGAGUGACACGAGCUGUAGACGUGCCGGGCAUUCACUGGGACACAUGGAAAGAAAACAAUUCAACUGUCAAAAUUAAAUCGGCUUCAAUUAAAAUUAAGAGAACUCAUUACCCCUUUUUUAAAUGAUUUCCUUACUCAUUUUGGUUGUUAAUAUUAUAUGAAUAAUGAACAGCAAAGUGUCUAUAAAUACCUUUAAAAUAAUAUUUUGAAGCUCUGUGUAUUUUUAUAUUUCUAUUACUUGUGAUAGUUUAGUUUUUUUUACUUUUUUCGCUACUUGUAUUCCCCUAAUGGAAUAUAAGGUUUCCAGUCCCAGAGUAUUUAACUACUAGAAAAUUUUAUUAAAUUCCACAUGGCAAAUUGCCUCAUGUAUUAUUCGUUUUCAAAAUUCAAUAAACAGAAGCUAUAAAUCAUGAU